Molecule: messenger RNA, 1821 nt
Organism: Camelina sativa (false flax)
Lineage: Eukaryota; Viridiplantae; Streptophyta; Magnoliopsida; Brassicales; Brassicaceae
Source: RefSeq, a predicted model, not a curated record
AAAGGAAAAAGUGGUUGCAACUAUUUCACAUAUGAGAAAAGUCCACUGGUUUGAGAAAUUCAAUUGGUUCAUUAGCAGUGAGAACUACUUGAUCAUCAGUGGUCGUGAUGCUCAGCAAAAUGAGAUGAUAGUUAAACGUUACAUGUCAAAAGGAGAUCUGUAUGUACACGCAGAGCUUCAUGGAGCAUCUAGUACUGUGAUAAAGAAUCAUAAACCUGAUCAGAAUGUACCACCUCUCACUUUAAACCAAGCUGGGUGUUUUACAGUUUGUCAUAGUCAGGCCUGGGAUUCCAAGAUUGUUACUAGUGCAUGGUGGGUCUAUCCUCAUCAGGUCACUAAAACAGCUCCUACAGGAGAAUACCUUACAGUUGGAAGUUUCAUGAUACGAGGUAAGAAAAACUUCCUUCCACCACACCCACUCAUCAUGGGUUUUGGAUUGUUGUUUCGUUUGGACGAGAGCUCCUUGGGAGCUCAUUUGAAUGAGAGAAGGGUUAGAGGUGAAGAAGAAGAAAUGAAUGAUGUAGUAAUGGCAACGCAUGCUCCUGAUGAACAUUCAGAUGCUGAGUCAGAGAAGGAAGCAGUGAAUGAAGCGAUUUCUGCCCCAGCAGAAGUUAAUUUACCGGAAUCAAGUACAGCAUUGAGCCAAGAUACUUCUUCUUUUGACAUGAAUAGAUCUGGUAUUGCUGAAGCAAAUGCUGCAUCAGCUACCUCGCAGCUCGAAGAUCUACUUGACAGAACCCUUAGUCUUGGUGCUGCAACUGUGGCCAGCAAGAACCAUACAAUAGAGACAUUAAAGGACGAAAUGGAAGAGGACAUGAAACAGGAAGAGAAAAAGGCAGGAGUGAGAGAUAAACCUUACAUGUCAAAAGCUGAGAGAAGAAAGCUUAAGAUGGGCCAAAGCGGUAAUGCUGCUACUGAUAGUAACACUGGGCAAGAAAAGCAGCAACGAAAAGAAAAAGAUGUUAUUUCUUCAAGCAAAGCCAACAAGAGCAUACCCGAUAACAAGCCAGCUGCGGAAAAAGUUACCCGUGGGCAAAGGGGUAAACUUAAGAAAAUGAAGGAGAAGUAUGCUGAUCAAGACGAAGAAGAAAGAAAAAUUCGAAUGGCAUUGUUGGCAUCUUCUGGAAAGCCACUGAAGAAUGAUGCCGAAUCACAGAAUGCAAAGGUAGCUGUAACCGAAGAGAAGAAACCUUCUGAAGAGACGGAUGAUGCUGUGAAAAUAUGUUAUAGGUGUAAGAAGGUCGGACAUCUUGCAAGAGACUGUCAUGGGAAAGAAACUUCAGACAUGGACAAAGUGGUUAUGGAAGAAGAGGAUAUCCAUGAGGUUGGGGAUGAAGAGAAAGAAAAACUGAUAGAUGUCGAUUACCUAACUGGUAACCCGUUGCCAACCGACAUUCUCUUAUAUGCGGUCCCGGUGUGCGGCCCAUACAAUGCUCUUCAGUCAUAUAAAUACAGAGUCAAAGCGAUUCCAGGCAGCAUGAAGAAAGGAAAAGCUGCAAAAACUGCAAUGAAUCUGUUUACACACAUGUCGGAGGCAUCAGUAAGGGAGAAAGAGCUGAUGAAGGCGUGUACGGAUCCAGAGCUGAUGGCUGCUCUUGUCGGGAAUGUGAAGAUCACAGCAGCAGGUUUGACGCAGUUGAAACAGAAACAGAAGAAAGGCAAGAAAAGUGGGAAACAACAACAUAGCUAGGUUUUAUCUUUUGCAAGAAGAAGCUAAUGAAGGUUUUUUUGUUUACUAUAUAGUGCAUGUUGGUUCAUAUCUUUGUAUGUUUACCUUGUGCAAAAACAUUUCAGAUUUUACGUGUUUUGGUGAUUUCAAUA